This is a messenger RNA of Exophiala spinifera, 447 nucleotides long. RefSeq lists its product as uncharacterized. The record is from RefSeq and is a predicted model, not a curated record. NCBI's taxonomy places the organism in Eukaryota, Fungi, Ascomycota, Eurotiomycetes, Chaetothyriales, Herpotrichiellaceae. The transcript has a single exon. Bases 1 to 447 code for a protein of 148 amino acids.
AUGGCAGCGGUAGGCGAGACGUCUCUCCAGACACUCCUCUCCAGCCUCACGCUCGUCCUUCACGAGCCAACAUACGUCUUCCUUACCAUCCCGCACGAGCAAUUCCGCAGUCCGUUCAUGAUCCCAUUUGCCGACAUCCUGCUCUCGUUUCGCGAAGCCGAGGGCGUCACGCUCGUGGUGACACAGUCUCUCGCCGAACAACAUGCACUGGCGUACCAGUACCCGUGCCGGAUGAUCACGUGCAAUGUCCAUUCGAGUCUCGAGGCAGUCGGGUUCAUGGCUCACCUCGCCACCAAGCUCGCGGGGAAGGGCCUAAGCGUGAAUCCCGUGAGUGGGUAUUUUCACGACCACUUGUUCGUCCCGGUCGAGAAGGCACGCGAGGCCGUCGAAGUGCUGGAGAAGGUGAGGGAGGAUGCGGAGCGAGCGACUACGAGCUUGAAGCAGUGA